This is a messenger RNA of Penicillium alfredii, 1662 nucleotides long. Its product is annotated as karyopherin alpha. Gene Ontology annotation, molecular function: protein binding; nuclear import signal receptor activity. The transcript has 3 exons. The coding region runs from base 1 to 1662 and encodes 553 amino acids. Lineage: Eukaryota; Fungi; Ascomycota; Eurotiomycetes; Eurotiales; Aspergillaceae. The record is from RefSeq and is a predicted model, not a curated record. Gene Ontology annotation, biological process: NLS-bearing protein import into nucleus. Gene Ontology annotation, cellular component: nucleus; nucleoplasm; cytoplasm.
AUGGCGGAACGCUAUAUCCCCGAGCACCGUCGGACCCAGUUCAAGGCCAGGAACCAGUUCCGCCCCGAUGAACUCCGCCGCCGUCGUGAAGAACAGCAAGUUGAGAUUCGAAAGCAGAAGCGAGAGGAGAACCUGGCCAAGAGACGUGGUAUUCAGACCCGGGAUGGUGGAAUCGGUGUUGGCGGUGGCAUGGCCGCCGCGACUGAGAGUGAUGACGAGGCCAGUGCAAUUGAAAGUGAGCUCAAUGUCGAACUCCCCUUGAUGGUGAAGGGUGUUUUCUCCGACCAGGUUGAGGAGCAAAUUCAGGCCACCACAAAGUUCAGAAAACUCUUGUCCAAGGAGCGCAAUCCUCCGAUCGAGCGCGUCAUUGAGACCGGUGUUGUCAACCGUUUUGUUGAAUUCCUUCGCUCCCCCCACACCCUGGUGCAGUUUGAGUCGGCUUGGGCUUUGACCAACAUUGCCUCCGGUUCCGCCCAGCAGACCCAGGUCGUCAUCGAGGCCGGUGCUGUCCCUAUCUUCGUUGAGCUUCUGAGCAGCCAUGAGCCCGAUGUCCGAGAACAGGCCGUGUGGGCACUUGGAAACAUUGCUGGUGACAGCCCUCAUUGCCGUGACUUCGUGCUGGGUGCUGGUGCUCUGCGCCCGCUGCUGAACCUCAUCAACGAUGGCCGGAAGCUGAGCAUGCUUCGAAAUGCCACCUGGACCCUUAGCAACUUCUGCCGUGGCAAGACCCCGCAACCGGACUGGAACACGAUUGCCCCGGCCCUGCCUGUCCUUGCCAAGCUCAUUUACAUGCUGGACGACGAGGUCUUGAUCGAUGCUUGCUGGGCUAUCUCAUACCUGUCUGAUGGCGCCAACGACAAGAUCCAGGCUGUCAUCGAAGCCGGUAUUCCCCGCCGUCUGGUGGAACUCCUCAUGCACGCCUCUACCUCCGUCCAGACUCCCGCUCUCCGUUCCGUCGGCAACAUUGUCACUGGCGAUGACGUUCAAACCCAGGUUAUCAUCAACUGCGGAUCCCUCCCUGCCCUGCUGUCUCUUCUGAGCUCUACCAAGGAUGGCAUUCGGAAGGAAGCUUGCUGGACCAUCUCCAACGUCACUGCUGGCAACUCGAGUCAAAUCCAGGCCGUUAUUGACGCCGGCAUCGUUGCCCCGCUGAUCAACUUGCUGGCUAACGGGGACUUCAAGACUCGGAAAGAGGCCUGCUGGGCCAUUUCCAACGCGACCUCGGGCGGUCUGCAGAAGCCCGAGCAGAUCCGCUACCUCGUUACACAAGGUUGCAUCAAGCCCCUCUGUGAUUUGCUUGCCUGCCCGGACAACAAGAUCAUCCAGGUGGCUCUGGAUGGUCUGGAGAACAUCUUGAAGGUCGGCGAGCUGGACAAGGAGUCCGGCCAGCCUGGCGAGACCCGUGUCAACCGUUUCGCUCUGUUCAUCGAAGAGGCUGGUGGCAUGGAGAAGAUUCAUGACUGCCAGAACAACGCCAACGAGGAGAUCUAUAUGAAGGCCUACAACAUCAUCGAGAAGUACUUCUCGGACGAGGACGAGGCCGGUGGUGACAUCGAUGAGCUGGCACCCCAGCAGACCCAGACUGGCUUCGCUCUCGGUACCGGCCAACAGCAGCCCGGCGGGUUCAACUUCGCCAACGGCGGUGAUUCUAUGGAUAUGUAA